Molecule: messenger RNA, 2637 nt
Organism: Liolophura sinensis
Lineage: Eukaryota; Metazoa; Mollusca; Polyplacophora; Chitonida; Chitonidae
Exons: 1
Coding region: 1-2637 (878 amino acids)
Biological process (GO): DNA integration
Molecular function (GO): nucleic acid binding
Source: RefSeq, a predicted model, not a curated record
AUGGACAAAUUACCGCAGAUAUUUGCCUAUAACACUAGUCAGUCAUUAGAAAUAGUAGGUAAAUUUUCAGCAACUGUCACAGCCGUAAAUAAAUCUGUGCAAACAACCCUCUACAUCACACCAGGAAAUUGCGACACUCUACUCAGCUACAGCACAUGCGUGGAUCUUGGACUUCUUAAUAUCACAGAGUGUAUUCGUGAAAUACAGUACAGUCCUAUAUCGCUUACCAAUGAAAUCGUGUCUAAGUACAAGGAUUGCUUUACUGGACUUGGUAAAUUGAAAGGUGUUCAAGCCAAACUACACGUGGACAGCAGCGUACAACCCGUCGCUCACCAACACCGACGUCUCCCGUUUAAUCUGCGUGAACGUACGACAGCAGAACUCAAACGACUACUUCAACUUGACAUUAUCGAACCAGUUGGUGAUGUACCCACACCAUGGGUGUCCCCCAUCCGUGUAGUCGAGAAACCUAAAAACCCAUCUCAGCUCAGAAUUUGUGUUGACAUGCGCGCACCAAAUGAAGCAAUUCAGCGAGAACGACACAUAACUCCCACUUUGGAUGAUAUCAUAUCUGAACUGAAUGGAUCUACGAUAUUCUCCAAACUCGACUUGAAUGCUGGUUACCACCAAAUCGAACUCCACCCAGAACCCCGCAGCCUCACAACGUUCUCUACACAUAUGGGUCUCUUCAGAUACAAACGCUUGAACUUUGGGGUGUGUUCAGCUGCCGAAGUCUUCCAGAACCACAUCAGAAUGGCUCUUCAAGGACUACCAGGCGUUAUUAACCUUAGUGAUGAUGUUUUUCUCCAUGGGCGUGACCAACAAGAACAUGAUCAACGACUUGAGGCAACUGAGAAAUGUGAAUUCAGCAAGUCGAGGAUUGAAUUCUUAGGAUAUGUGUUCACAAAGGAUGGUCUUUCUCCUGAUCCACAGAAAGUGCAAGCCAUCAAAAACACCACCCGCCCUGCGAAUGCAACUGAAAUUAAAAGCUUCCUCGGCAUGGUACAAUAUUGCGCUCGCUUUAUCCCCAAUCUUGCGACCUUGUCGAAGCCACUGCGCGAUCUAACAAGACAAAACACAGUGUUCUCCUGGACCCAAGCAGAAGAGAAGGCAUUUACGGACAUUAAAGCUGCCCUAACUGACCAAAGUGUUAUGGCCUACUAUGAUCCAUCGAAACCUGUUGAACUCAUAGUUGACGCAAGUCCCGUAGGAGUCACCGUUGUUACAGACCACAAACCCUUGAUUCCAUUGUUCAACAAAGCCAGCUCGAAACCUCCUGCGAGAAUUGAACGCUGGAUCUUAAAGCUUCAAGGAUACUCGUGCAACGUAACAUAUCGCCCAGGGCAUGACAAUCCAGCUGAUUUUCUGUCCAGACACCCUGUUCAGUCACCAGAUGCUCCAAGCUGUGAAGAAAAGAUGGCUGAGGAACACAUAAACUUUCUAACGCAGCAUGCAGUUCCGAAAGCGCUAACACUCGCAGAAAUUCAAGACGCCACGAAGGCCGAUCCACUAUUGCGAACUGUAAUGGGCUUAGUUAAAGGCAACAAAUGGAAAUCUGCCUACAAACCAAAUGUUAACGCAAAGCUUGACAGCGCUACAGCAAGACAGCUUCAGUCCUUUGCUACAGUGCACACUGAGUUAUCAGUAAACUCUGACGGAAAUAUCCUCCUGUUUGGUUCCCGCAUUGUGAUACCAGCCUGCCUUCAACAGCAAGUGUGCGACCUCGCUCACGUUGGACAUCAAGGUAUUGUCAAAACAAAGAAACUGCUUCGUCAAAAGGUUUGGUUCCCUGGUAUCGAUAAACUCGUGGAGACAACCAUUCAUAACUGUAUCCCGUGCCAGGCCGUAACCCCUGAAAACUCUUCCCGUCGAGAACCGCACAAGAUGACUGCGCUCCCACAAGCACCAUGGGAAAACGUCUGUGCAGAUUUCGUUGGACCAUUACCCUCUGGAGACUACUUACUGAUUGUCUAUGACGAAUACUCCCGUUACCCUGAAGUAGAAGAGGUGUCUUGCACCUCUGCGCGAUCCACCAUUCCCGCCUUUGACAAGAUAUUUGCCACACAUGGUAUACCAUCAGUUCUGAAAACUGACAACGGACCUCCAUUUAAUAGUACAGAGUUUCACCAGUUCCUCGAUUACCUAGCUAUCAAACAUCGGAGAAUCACACCAUACUGGCCAAGAGCUAAUGGUGAUGCAGAAAGGUUCAUCAAGACCUUACAGAAAGCCAUGCGUGCAUCUGAAGCUGAAGGAAAGCCAUGGAAACAGGAACUAUACAAAUUCUUAAGGAGUUACCGUGCAACGCCCCACAGCUCAACUGACAAACCACCUGCUGAACAACUAUUCAACAGACCGUACCGCACAACUUUACCAGAACUUGCCCAACCAGUCUCUCAAUCCGACAUCCAGGUUAAAGACGAUAGCGCCAAACAGAGAAUGAAGUAUUAUGCUGAUCUUCACGCACAGGCUAAGCCAGCGACCAUUCGUGUUGGUGAUAUCGUACUACUACGCAACCAGAAAAAGGGUAAACUUAAACCUCUGUUCAGCUCCAACCCGUAUAAAGUCACCGCAGUGAAAGGAUCAAUGAUGACCGUUAAACAUGGAAAUCACUCCAUCACCAGAACUCAUCAUUUAUAA